AGAGUCUCUCUGUGCGUGCAGAUCCAGAGGUUGAAGACGACGACGACGAUCGAAGCGAAGCGAAGCAAUCAUAGGUUCCUUCGAUUCGCCCUCCCGUGUCCGCUUCAAGAUGUCCGGCCGCCACGAGAAGGAGAAGGGCGUCAACGUCCAGGUCCUCCUCCGCUGCAGGCCGUUCAGUGAGGACGAGUUGCGGAACAACGCGCCUCAGGUGGUGACCUGCAACGACUACCAGAGGGAAGUCGCCGUCUCGCAGAACAUCGCCGGGAAGCACAUCGACCGGGUUUUCACCUUCGAUAAGGUUUUUGGUCCAUCUGCACAGCAGAAAGAUCUUUAUGAGCAAGCAGUAGUUCCAAUUGUAAAUGAAGUUCUUGAAGGCUUCAACUGUACCAUUUUUGCAUAUGGCCAAACAGGUACUGGAAAAACAUACACAAUGGAAGGUGAAUGCAAGAGAUCGAAGAGUGGACCCAAUGGAGAAUUACCUCCUGAAGCAGGAGUCAUACCUAGAGCAGUGAAGCAAAUUUUUGAUACUCUGGAGAGCCAAAAUGCUGAAUACAGUGUGAAGGUUACAUUUAUAGAGUUGUACAAUGAAGAAAUUACUGAUCUUCUAGCACCCGAGGAAAUUUCCAGAGUUGCCAUGGAAGAUAAGCAGAAAAAGCAGCUGCCCUUGAUGGAGGAUGGAAAAGGGGGUGUUCUUGUUAGAGGUAUAGAGGAGGAAAUUGUGACAAGUGCUACCGAGAUCUUUACUUUACUUGAAAGGGGGUCCUCAAAGCGUCGUACUGCUGAAACACUGUUAAAUAAACAAUCAAGUCGGUCACACUCUUUGUUUUCCAUCACAAUACACAUCAAAGAAGCAACACCAGAAGGAGAAGAGCUUAUUAAAUGCGGCAAACUGAACUUGGUUGAUCUGGCUGGAUCCGAAAACAUAUCCCGUUCCGGUGCUAGGGAGGGUCGUGCGAGAGAAGCUGGAGAAAUUAACAAAAGUUUGCUUACGUUGGGAAGAGUCAUUAAUGCUCUUGUUGAGCAUCUUGGUCAUAUUCCUUACAGGGAUAGCAAACUCACUAGGUUACUUCGGGAUUCUCUCGGAGGAAGAACUAAGACCUGUAUUAUUGCGACAGUUUCACCUGCAGUCCACUGUCUGGAGGAGACCUUGAGUACCCUAGAUUAUGCGCACAGGGCAAAGAACAUUAAAAAUAAGCCUGAGGUAAACCAAAAGAUGAUGAAAUCCACUCUUAUUAAGGAUCUCUACGGUGAAAUCGAUCGUCUUAAGGCUGAGGUAUAUGCUGCACGAGAGAAAAAUGGUGUUUAUAUUCCUAAGGAGAGGUAUUAUCAGGAGGAGAGUGAAAGAAAGGCUAUGGCUGAACAGAUCGAACAAAUGGGGGUUAAUAUGGAGACCCAUCAAAAGCAAUUUGAGGAAUUGCAAGAGAAAUAUGAAUGUCAAGUUCAACAAUGUUCUGACUUGAGUAGCAAGCUCGAUGCAACUGAGAAAGAUCUGGAGCAUACGAGUAAAGUGUUGGCUAACACCAAAGAGGAACUUAAGAAGUGCAACUAUUCUAUAAAGGAGAGGGAUUUCAUAAUAUCAGAACAGAGAAAAGCAGAAAAUGCUUUGGCUCAUCAAGCUUGUGUUUUGAGAGCUGAUUUGGAGAAAUCUCUACAAGAUAAUGCUCUAUUAUUUUCUAAAAUUGAUAGGGAAGAUAAACUCAAUGCUGAUAACAAAUCUGUUGUAAACAACUUCUUGACUGAAUUGGCGAGGCAAGUUGCUUCACUUCGCAUUGUGGUGGAUGGAUCACUUUCUCAGCAAAAUGAGCACCUUGAUCGUGUGGAAAAAUUCUGCCAGUCAUUUCAACAAGCACACGAAAGGGCGGUUUUGAAUAUGAAGAAGAAAGUUACAGCUUCGAGGGCUAUGUACAUCUCUCAUAUUGAGGCGCUGCAAAAUGUUGUAUGUUUACACAAGGCUAGCUGUAAUGCAGGAUUGGACAACAUCUUAUCCUUGGCUUCUUCCGAUGUGCAAUCUUCAGAAGAGUUUCUGACAUCAAAAGAUCUAGAAGCAAAAGCUCUAUUUGAUGAUCUCCAAAGCACUCUUUCAACACAUGCGGGAGAAAUGGCACACUUUACGAGGGAACUGCGACAGAGAUUUAGCGUCAGCAUCGAGCACACCAAGGACAUUUCUGAGUACACUAACGGAUUUCUUGGGAAGCUUAUUGAAGAAUCUAAGAACCUUGAGGGCCAUGCAGCACAUAUUGAGGAAAUUCAAAUGAAAAGUAUUGCUGAGUUUCAGAAGGCUUAUGAAGAACAGUCAAAAUCUGAAGAAGAAAAGCUUCUAGCAGAUAUGACAAAUUUAGUUUGUAAUCACUUCCGUCGUCAGAAAGAAAUGGUGGAUACAAGGCUUGUUAGCCUUAGGGAAACCGCUGCUCAGAACAAGACAUUUUUGGAUGGGCAUGUUUCUUCGCUGGAGGGUAUUAGUACAGAUGCCAAAAGAAAGUGGCAGGAAUUUUCUUCUCAAGCAGAAAAUGAUGCUAAGGAUAGUGCUGAUUAUUCUGCUGCCAAACAUUGCCGUAUGGAGUUACUUUUACAGCAAUGUGUAAGCACUGCAGAAUCAGCUUCCAAGCAUUGGGGUAGCACUCGUGAGGCCAUAUCUGAGAUGGGUAAUAAUCAUGUUUCCUCCGUGAGGUCACUCAUAAGGGAUGUUUCUGAUAGUAACGAGCAACAUGAUGUAGAGAUUGGUGCUGCAAGGGAUACAGCUCAGCAAGAUGUGGUCAAAUGUAGUGAAGAUUUCAUUAAGCAUGUUGACAGUGUGUCAGUGCAAGAGCGAGAAUCUAUAUCGGGUAUUCUACAAACGGUCCAGGCACACAUGCAAUUGUUGGAAAGUUUCCGUGAGGAUCACUCUGGCAAAGCUUCUAGUGUCAGGGAGAAAGCAGAAGAAACUUUUCAACAUCGCUAUAUGGACUACAAGCCAAGUGGUACGACGCCAAUUAGAUGUGAUCCGGAAGUUCCAACAAAAGGAACUAUCGAGUCACUCCGGGCCAUGCCAAUGGAAUCUCUUGUUGAGGAGUUUCGUGAACACAAUUCAUAUGAAUCAUUUGAUGGGAAGGAAUUGAAGCCAUCUCUAAUACCACGCUCACCCUUGACGCAGGUCAACUAAACGUGUGGUCUUCUCAUCUCAUUUUUAUGGAAGUUAGUUGGUGGCCACAUGAGGAUCUGUACUGUUGAUGUACAUUAAAUAUCUGUCACUUGAGGAUUGUAAGGAUGCGAGAUAGGUCACUGGAGCAGAACGUGAAUGCAGCAGGGCUAAGAAUAAUUACAGUAUUAAGGAUAUAGAAACUUAUUUCUUCAUGAAGUUAUCUGGCAGUUUUAAGCGUAGGCUUCUCGCUUAUGCUUAAACAAUUUAUAUGUAAAGCUCCUCUAGAGUCGUAUAAAUCUUCUGUGUAAUGUAACAUUUUUUUGGCUAGUGAAACUGGAGGCGCAUAAAAACUCCAUUGUGAAUUGCUUCAACUCAAUUAAUGUCAUUCAAUUGAAUUUCUCCAC
Syzygium oleosum is the source of this 3522-nucleotide messenger RNA. Its product is annotated as kinesin-like protein KIN-5C. The transcript has 23 exons. Lineage: Eukaryota; Viridiplantae; Streptophyta; Magnoliopsida; Myrtales; Myrtaceae. The record is from RefSeq and is a predicted model, not a curated record. Gene Ontology annotation, biological process: microtubule-based movement. The coding region runs from base 110 to 3139 and encodes 1009 amino acids. Gene Ontology annotation, molecular function: plus-end-directed microtubule motor activity; microtubule binding; ATP binding.